CAUCGUCGCUCUUAGGGAUCUUGGUCCACUCAGUCACCUGCGCGAACUAAGGGUUGACGAUAACCAUCUAACGACGCUUGCCGGUCUCGCGGGCCUACGAUACCUAACAGUUCUAAGCGCCAGGAAAAAUAACAUAGCACAGUUGGGGGAGGAGGUGACGGAGCUGACAAGCCUCCGUAUUUUGGACUUGGCAUCAAACCGGUUGGAUGCAGGCGUUUGGGUAAACCUUCUGGGACAAUUGCCUCAGCUGACGGACUUGGAUGUACGCGGGAACCCGGUAUGUGAGCUAGCCGGCAGCCAGCAGCUGCUGGCGGCGGCGCUGCCCCGCCUAACACGCCUGAACGGUGUUGAGCUGCGGCCGGCCGCACCAGCAGCCCAGCCGCAGGAUGAGGUCGAGGACCAUGAUACCCCAGGCCUGCUGUGGGCAGGCGGGGAGGAGGCCCAUGCACCACCACAACAGCAGCCCCCUGAGCGCAACGCAGGAGGUACACCCUACUACAGCUCCCAAAGCUGGCAGCAGCACGAGCAGGCGCACGCCGCACCUCCCUCGCUGCAGCAGCCUCCGGCCUCCUGGUCCCAAGCGGCUCAGCAGCCCUCUUGGCAGCCGUCGCAUGCGGCCCUCGCGUCUGCAAACACCAUGCCGCUGUCGCCACCCCAACCCAAGCCAGGGGGGCAACAGGGGCUGCAACUGGAGCAGCCGGAGUACGACUACCAUCUCCACCAGCAGCAGCAGCACCUCUACCCGCCUCAACAGCAACAACAGCAGCAACAGCCACAGUACCAGUUGCCUCUUGAUGGCCCAGUUCCCGAGGCUGCUGCCCAGGCUGCUACACAGGCGCACCCCGGCAGCAGCCACCUGCUGCUGUUGCAGCAGCAGGCUGGGAAGCGCGAGGAGGUGCUGCUGGCGGAGCGGGGCCGGCUGGCGGCGCAGGUGCUGCAGCUGCAGGAGCAACUGCGCAGAGCGGAGGACUCUGCCGCCCAGCUGCAGCAGCAGCUCCAGCAGCAGCACGCGGCGGUGAGCAGUCUGGGGGCGCAGCUGGCCGCGGUGGGGGCGGAGCGCGACGCCGCAGUGCGUCAUGCGGAGUUGCUGGCCGCGCAGCUGGGGAGCGCCAGCGGGCGGGCUGAGGAGGCUGCGGCGGUUGCGGAGGCGCUGCGGCUGCAGCUGGGGACGCAGCAGGAGCGGGAGGUGCAGCUGCUGCGGGAGCUGGCGGCGACUCAGGAGCUGCUGCUGCAGGCGCAAGAGCAGGCAGCCGCGAGCAGCGCUGUAGAUGUGUCAGGUUCCGCGCAGGCUGGUGGUUCCCCGCAAGGUGAUGCUGGGCUGCGGAGCCCGCCCGCUGCUGGCGGGUUGGGCCGGACGGACGUUGAGGCUCCGGUGGUGGAGGCGCUGCAGCAGCGGGUGGCGGCACUGCAGCAGGUGGUGCGUAUACAGGAGCGGGAGCUGCUGAGGCUAGGCGGCCUUGACGACCCCGCAGCGGCACCCCACCACUCAGCGCCGCCCACCACAGGCGACAACAACAACAGCAGCAGUCACGACAACGUGCUGCAGCCCUGGCGCGAGCAGGUGCAGGCGCUGCAGGAGCAGCUGGGGCGGCUGGCGGCGGAGGGCGCGGAGCAGCGGGCGGAGUGGGGGCAGCAGCUGGGUGACAUGCGCGAGCAGUUCACACAGGCGCGCACGUUGCUGGAGGUGCUGGAGCAGCGGUGCAAGGAGCAGCGGUGCGAGAACGCGCAGCUGCAGGCCCGCAGCGCGCAGCUGGGCUCCGAGCUGCAGGCGGAGCGGCAGCGGGCAGCCGGGCUGGAGCAGCAGCUGGCGGCACGGGACGCAGCGGCGCAGGCGGUCCGGCGCCAGCUGCUGUCCUUCAAGACGCACGUGGAGCAGCAGGCGACCGGGCUGGAGGCUCGCGCGGCUCAACUGAGCAGCCACGCCACACGCCUGAGCUUCGCCUGCAGCCGGCUCACCUUUGUGCUGCGGCUGGCUGCCCUGCGCGGCGGGGAGCGGCGCGGCGCGGGCAGCACCGCGGGAGCCGCGGUCCCGUGGCAGCAGCAGCAGCAGCUGCAUGCGCGCAGUCCUGCCAAACAUGUGGC
Messenger RNA from Astrephomene gubernaculifera, 2082 nucleotides. The record is from the annotation of a GenBank genome assembly. Lineage: Eukaryota; Viridiplantae; Chlorophyta; Chlorophyceae; Chlamydomonadales; Astrephomenaceae.